UGUGAAAUACCUCAAUUUUUGUGCAGUGGAAGGACUGGUUAUAUUUUGAUUUUUCAAGGACAACGCCUCUAAAUCCCUCAAGAACCCAAAAUGGAUCCUCCAGUCUUGUUGAGUGCCCUCGAAAGCAUUAACGAAAAGAAAAUGUCUUUCAAAAGAGUGAUAGAUCGAAAGAACGAGCUCACCUCAAGAAUACAGGAGCUAACGAAGCUUGAAAGCUCGCUUGCAAAACAGCAGCAAGAUUUAGAGUUCCUGAUCACUUGUAUAAAAGGCUGGGCGAAUGAUUUUGAUAAAGUUCCACGAAAUAACCAAGGUGUUCCCUAUGUUAGAAAUGUCAAAGAAAUCUCUUCACAGAUCAGUCGUUUACUAAACGAUAUCCAUGGAGAUUUCUAUUUCCGAAUGCAGAAUUUAGUAACGGCAGACGUACCAUGCUUCCAGCAAGUCUACGAAGGGUUAGAAAUGCUUAAAAAACAGCUCUCCAAGAUUAUUCACGACGAUGUGGCGUACAAAGCUACUUUUAUUGAGGAAAUUCGUCAGCUCUUGGGAAGACUGACUGGAAUAGCUUCCACAAUUAUGGACGUAUAUUUUGAAAAAUAACUUCUGCUUUAAACUAGGCAAAAAAUAGGCAAUAAUAAAUAUAAUAUAAUGCAAAAAAUAGAUUAUUUUUUCCCGGUAAAAGCUGUUCAAAUAUAGCAAGAAUUGUAAGAUGUUUUUACUAUUAGGCAUAAGAAAUAACAAAAAUAGAAAUUUGAAAAAUUGUUAAAAAUAUUAAUUUUGAACUUUACCUUUAUAUGUUGAUUACGUUUAGGAAUUGUUAAUUUUUAAAAUGUAUUUACAAUAUCCUUCUGACAUGUAAGUGAGCUAGGUGGCUUUAAUCGUUUAUUUUUUUAUUAUUUAUAAAUUAUUUUGUAACACAAAAUCCUAGUUUAAAUUAUCAGUAGCUAAAAAAUUUAAUUCAAGCUCUGAUAAUAAUACUUACAGAAUUUUGAGAUUAUUUUGCUCACUUGAAUAACAUGCAAAAGUAGCAACGAUUCUGCUGAUUUUUCACUUUUAUUUGCUUAUAUUAUYUAUUCAAGAAUAAUGAUGUUAUAUUUAUUUAUUUAUCUGAAAGUAAUAAGUGAAAAAUACUGCAGAUUCUUCUGGUUUUUCUAGUGAAAUCAUUUUAUGAUUUAAUUACUAGUUUCACACCAUGAAAAAGGAUUUCUUACCUUGGUUUGACAUGUUUAUUAAAACGUAAAUACAACAUAGUAAAGCAUAGUGGUACAAAUGCAAAAUAAAGAAACUAAAACACCA
Actinia tenebrosa (Australian red waratah sea anemone) is the source of this 1290-nucleotide messenger RNA. RefSeq lists its product as uncharacterized. Lineage: Eukaryota; Metazoa; Cnidaria; Anthozoa; Actiniaria; Actiniidae. The record is from RefSeq and is a predicted model, not a curated record.